GUUGAGUUUGGCAUCAAUGAUAAGUUAUUCAUCAAAACAAAAAAAUAACAAAAUUGAAGGCGAGUGAGGGCCGAGGCUUGUUGUGUGUGUGAAAGUCAUGAUUAAAUAGUAAACAAACUAAUGCUUUGAAAAAUGAAUAACCACGACUCUCCAGAUCAGAUUGAAUAUAUUCGAACAGAAGUGGAGUUCAAAAGUUUAAACAAUGAAGAAAUCCAACAGUUGAAUUCAUCAUUAAAAAUAUGCUGUAUACCUCUCCCAAGAAAAUUAUAUUUGUUUGCAAAGUAUAUAUCUCCAACACUCAUAUUGCUGUUCAGUUUUGCAGCAGACAUUUUCAGUGGAAUCGCUGUUGCGGUUAGACAUUACAAUGAUAAUCACAUAUGGUGGUUCAGUUUGACUUUGGUAUUCAUAUGUGCUCCUGCUGUAAUGUUUGUUGCUCAUGCCAUUUUACAAACUAUCACAAAUCCAGAAUUCAGUGUUGCUAAAAAGUUGCUUUGGAUUGUUCUGUACAUAUGUACAGGAGCUGGUUUACUGCUGUGGCCUUUGUGGAGUUAUGUUAAAAAGCUCAUUUAUGCUGUACGAGCUUUUACAGAUGAAGAGAAUAGCAUGAUUCACCUAGAAAAAUUCCACAGCACUGGAGCAGUUGCAGACAAUAUGCAUAAAAUGCUCAAAGCUUUUCUCCAGUCAGCACCUCAGUUACUGUUACAAAUGUAUAUUUUACUGUCUACAAAGCCUGAAGAACAAGACACGGAAACAGUGGUUGCAGAAAUUAUUUCUAUAAUUUUCUCUCUGAAUGCUUUGACCAUUGUAGUUGUUCAUUUUGAGGUAAACAGUAAACAUCACCCAAGUCGAUCAAUGACAGCUGAGCAGAAUCCAGAAAUGGGUGAUUUAUGUUGCGUAAUUGUGGAGUAUUUUUGGUGGCUGUUUUCAAUUUCAGCUAGAGUCCUUGCUCUAGCUUUCUUUGCAUCAGUAUUUAAAUUCUGGGUAUUUCUUUUUUGUGCUAUACAUGCUGGAACUGUAUCUACUUGUCUCAUAUUUAAUCAUCCAAAUUAUAGUUUGAAUAACAUUGUAAUAGCUAUUUUUAUGGGCUUUGUUUAUCUCUUUUGCUUUGUGGAAUACAAAGUAGAUUUUGGAAUGUUAGGUAGAGUUGUAGGCCUUUAUUCCUUAUAUUAUGCUUUUACAUUUUGCCAAAAUGUGUGUAUGGUUUUCUCUGCAUAUUUCUUAGCAGAUGAUGAUUUUCUGUAUCGCCUACCAAUCACAAUCGCACACUUUGUAUUUUUCUUUUUUGGUAUAGGUUUCAUGUUAUUUUACUUAGGGCUUUUAAGACCUUUUUAUCUGUACCUCCUGAACAAAAAAAUGCCUAAUGCAGCAUAACUAGUAAAUUGUGUGAUAAAAUGUUGUGCCAAUUUUAUUUUAUUUAUUGAUUUUAAAUUUUUCAACUUGAAACAUUUUUUUUUACCUCAUGAAUCAUGCAUUCCAUAUUUUUAAUGAUAGUUCUUGAUAAGUUUUAUCAAAAUGGAUUUUAUUUUCUACAUUUGUGUUGAUAUAUAUUCAUGUUCAACAUUCAUUUUUAUGUUUAGUUUGAAAUUUAUUUGUUUUUGUUUUGUUACCUGUUUUAUUUUCAUUGUGAAAAGUGUAUAUUGCUCAGUAUAGCAUUACUUUUGUAAAUCAACUAUGUAAAACAACAUUUCAUGAGAAAACAAAAUGUGUAUGUGUGUAUGCUCAUAAUACUUUUUUCAUUCUUUUAGCUAAUAUUUUACUUUUGGACUGUAGACCCACGUGAUCCCAGCAAAUAACUGAUGUGUAAAUAUGCUUAUUAAUAAAUCAAAUUCCAUACUAGCUAGCACAUCAGCAAGGAAGCAAAAUUUUGAAAUCGUAGAACAAUGAUAAAUUUUCUGUAUCAUACUCAUCUGUCAAUUAUACAAUAUAAAUAAGACAAAUUCUGAGUGGUAUUGAAGGAUCAGGAUAGAUCUACAGUGCCUAAUUGUGAUAUACCAUUUAGUCUGUUAGAUAUAAGAGUGUUUACAAUGUGGAUUUGUUUGAAGCAUAGAUUUGUAUCAAUUAAUGCUAUAUUUUAUUUUUAUUUUAUGUAAAUAAUUUAGCAUUUCUUCAGGGGACCCACUUCCGUAAGAGAAACUGCACUCCCCCCUAAAAGAAAAAAAUGCUCCUUAAAACAUCCCCUAAAAAUUUCCAUGGCACAGUCUGCACCAUGCCCUUUCUCCCCCAAUUGAUGCAAAACUUGCUUUGUUGCAAAAGAUAAACAGUAAAAAUACAUUGUAUAUUUAUACAGAAAAGAGGAAAAAGUUUGAUGCAAUAUACAAAGACAUACACAUAAGUAUGUAGCACUUGUUAAUUGUUUUGUGUCAUCUAUUAUAAGUACAUCUUUUACGAGAAAAGCUCCCGGCGUCAAGUUUGACCGAGGCCUUCGAGAUAGUAAGGCCGUCCAACUAGCAAAUGAUGUCAUCGUUCGUCG
Molecule: messenger RNA, 2470 nt
Organism: Uloborus diversus
Lineage: Eukaryota; Metazoa; Arthropoda; Arachnida; Araneae; Uloboridae
Product: XK-related protein 6-like
Exons: 4
Coding region: 133-1371 (412 amino acids)
Biological process (GO): engulfment of apoptotic cell; apoptotic process involved in development; phosphatidylserine exposure on apoptotic cell surface
Cellular component (GO): plasma membrane
Source: RefSeq, a predicted model, not a curated record